This is a messenger RNA of Exophiala xenobiotica, 4122 nucleotides long. RefSeq lists its product as uncharacterized. NCBI's taxonomy places the organism in Eukaryota, Fungi, Ascomycota, Eurotiomycetes, Chaetothyriales, Herpotrichiellaceae. The transcript has 5 exons. The record is from RefSeq and is a predicted model, not a curated record. Gene Ontology annotation, biological process: regulation of DNA-templated transcription; DNA-templated transcription. Bases 1 to 2109 code for a protein of 702 amino acids. Gene Ontology annotation, molecular function: DNA-binding transcription factor activity, RNA polymerase II-specific; carboxy-lyase activity; zinc ion binding.
AUGGACGCUAGGCAUCAGCCUGAUGGAGACGAGGGCUACGUUUCGCCGGCGCAAGUCAAUCAGAUUCUACGCCGGAAACGCAAGGCUCGCGAGCGACGAGCGUGCUACCCUUGCCGGCAGCGCAAAGUCAAAUGUAAUUACGAAACGCCCUGUCAACGCUGCAUCGAUCGAAACCACGUAGAUCUUUGUUCCUACCAACAACCUCCCCAAGAGACGACCGAGACUGAGCCUCUUUCCAAUCCUCCUAUUUCCAGUUCCAGUCAUGGUGCGUAUCGCGCCGGCCCAGACUGGAAGCAGCUUUGGUCAAAACUGCAGACUGUCGAGGUUUUCCUCCGAGACAUCAAGAAUGAAGUAGCCGGCCAUGGUACGUCGCCGGCCGAAACCGCACCAUCUGUCAGACAGGGGAAUUCCUCUAGCCAGGGUACAAGAGAAGCGAAUACGACAGUGGUACCUGCGUUUCCGGCCAAGAGUGGUCUGGUGGCAGACGGCUCAGUGUACCUGGGAUGUGAUUCCGUCCCCGCCAUGGCCCUGGCUCUGGGCAAUGGGAACGAUGGAGAGGCCAUGCAAAACGUCGUUGGCUAUAGUGUUUUGCCUUUGUUUGGCCUCGACAAUGAGUCUGCGACCUACCCUUUCACCGACCUCUGGGGCUUGACCGAUACGUCUUCGCGGUUAAAGGAAGUUUGCAAAUUGAUACCCUCAGAUGCCGAUUGCUUCCAGCAUCUGCGACAUUAUCGCGAUAAUGCUAACGUCCUGUAUCCUGCAGUGGUCAAUAUCGACCAAUUUGAGGCUGAAAUGUCCAGGUUCCUCGUUACGCGGUCAAGCCGUCCUUCGCAGGUCCAUGCCUAUGUUGAUCAGUAUUCAGACAUAUACGGCCAAACCGUCCAUUGGCUCAGCCUCCUCUUUGCAUGUCUAGCCUCGGGUUGCCAGUGCUCAUCUCUUCCACGAAAGGAACGUCAACUGACUGCACAGGUCUACGUGUGCUGUGCCUAUGAGUGUUUGCGAAUAAGCAAUCAUCUGUCAAGGCCAACGCCCGUGGACAUUCAGUCCCUGUUGGUGGUGGGGAAUGUCAUCGCCAACAGCAUGAAUGCCGGCGUGGCCUGGUCAUUGCUUGGGCUUACCACCAGAUUGGCUCAGACCAUUGGUUUGCAUGAACCGGCAGAGUUCUCCGCAUCGCCGGACGAGGGACGUUUCCGAGAAGAGAUAUGGUGGCAGAUUGUGUGGCAGGAUAGUCUGCUCUCUAUCCUGUUCGACCGAUCCCCGGCAACUUCCACAAUCGCUACGACGCGGCCGCAUCAUGUUUCUAUGCACGAUUCGGAUAAACUGUCCUAUAUCAACUGCAUGAAGAGACUUUGCGCAGCCAUUCUUGACAUUGUCCGCGAUCGUUCAGUCUCCGUCAGCGCAAGCCAGGAAGUUUCACUUAUUCUCAAGCACCGAGACAGGCUGACGGCCAUCUUGGGCCAAGCAGCGCCGCACCUCACCGAUGUGUCCGCAUCCAAAAGUAUGAGAGACCAACUCGAGCACUGGAAUCUAUCACUGCAUCUUUCCUACGUUAUGUUCGACCUGCACCGCGCCACUCUCCGGAACCAAACCGACACAGCACUGGCUCAUCUCCGAGAUGCAUGCGUCGAUAGCCUGGCCAGUACCGUACACGCUUAUUUAGGCCUCCAAAAUGUGUCCUCAACAACGAGAACGUCCUGGAUCGCGACGCAAAGGGCCUUAAGCUCCGCCCUCCUUUUGGGCAUCAUAAAGGAGCACGCGAAGAACCAACGUGUCCAUACUCUGCUCAAUGACCUUUUGACAGUCAUGACGAAUCUCAACUCCGACACUGUUCCGUCCGAGGUGCCAGCUCCUAUCGCGAGGGCCACUGCAGCCCUAGGUAAAUUCCUUCACUCUUCUGAUGCGAUGGAGGUCGACAAUCCUCAAUGGUCUGGUCAUGCUUCUAUGCAAGGGGACAGAGACGGGUCACGGUCUUAUGACACAUCUGCAUUCAACUCUCCGACAAUGACGCCCGGGAAGUCUCCACAUGGCACCAGCCCAUUCUCCCUUUUAGGAGACAUUCUCUGGGGAACCCAGUCUAUGCAAGUUCAAGGUCUCUAUCGACGGUCUUAAGGGACUUCCUCAAAUUCAUUUUGGUGGUUUGAGCGUUGUCGAACCGUCUUGGAGGGUCGACACUACCACGCGGCUGUACCCGAAGCACGAUCCUUGAAGCAUGUGCACCUUCCCUGGCCUCCGCACGGCAAUUUUCCUGGGAAACAGCGAGUCUCGAAAGACGUUGUUCUAUGAUGCCGUACGGUUCAACAAGCAGGCCGGUCAAAGUAUAUAUACUACCUCCGCUGUCACGGUCACCGGAUUACGCAAGGCCGGUUUGUGUGCAUUUAUCCAGAAGUACACUGGAAUACAUCAUCUUGUAAGGCAUGAAACAAGAUUCAACUGUCAAACGUCAGCCUCCCUUCUGUUGCAACGCAGGAGUCCGCACGGCAGUAAUAAUGGACCGAGCCGGAAGCGCCAAAUGUUUCUGACGGACGUCCGAUUCGUAACGACUGAUGUACAUCAACCUGGGCCCCAAAAAGGACACCUUUUUCAUGCUGCCUUCGUUCAAAACAUUGCUCCACUUGUUGUCACUGGGCAGGAUGCAAGGAUUGAACUGAACACGGCUUUUAUUGGCUCAAACUGAAGAGAUGAGGGACAAUUCCUGGCCAUCACACCGGUCCCGACCCGGUCGGCGGCUAGAUGCUGUUCCGUCUGUCGAAGCUUAUUUGAUGGUGAGGUCUCAUAUGAGAUGCAGUUUCAGUCCCAGCGUAAACGCUCACAUUGGAAAGUGUUCUCUAUUUUCCUUCUAGAUGAAUGUGCUGAUCUCCCAAAGGACGAGAUGGAACGGCAUUGUACGGUAUGGAGAGACACCCUAGGGGCACGUCAAUAUGUGGAAACGCUGUCUCAUAUUCUGAAUCGAGACGCUGAGGCUACUGACCUUGUCGACGCACUCUUACGGCUCUCUUUCACGCUCACUGUUUUGUCUAUCUCGCUGAAUUCCCGUUGUUCUUGGCGUCUGCGUGUCUUGACUGCGACCUGUCACACAGUGUAUGGAAGUUUGAGUGGGCUUCUUUCAGAGCCAGACGACCGUUUUGAAUCCCGUUUGCCCGACUCUCUGUCUCGAGCAGUCGCCAGCGAACGAGGUCUGACCAUGAGGGAAUGGACUCUGUUGACAGAGUUCUACGCUUCGGCCAUCGCCAUCGCUAUAAAGGAACUCCGGCUGACCGCAAGAGAACAUAACGCAGUCUGUGCUGCUACCUCUCUCGAAACAGUAUCAUUCGCUCAAAUGGAUAUCAGUCAGGCUCUUGACCUCACGGAAAGUCUUCUCGCUCGUAUCGAGGCAGAAAGGAAUUUUGCCAUUGGACUUCGGAUGACACCGUGGAACCAGCAGAGGUCAUUAACCGGCUCUAACGAGGCCGCCGCUUUUCAGAACCUGCCUCUAAUGAUUAAGUGCCAAAGAUGGGAUAUUUGGGGCUUGAUGAGGUACGGGGUGGCGAUUUGCCAGUCUUUCCACCUCCUCGAAAACCUCGAGCCUCCACCGCCUUACACACCUUGAGCACUGUCCCGGUAUUCCGGAUUGAUAGGUUAUUCGAGAUGCAGUAUUUUGUAAGAGAGGAAGGAGAUACACGGUCAGGCAGCCAAAGAACAUAUGCACUUUUGUCCAGCCAACGCUUCAAAAGGCCCCACCUCGCGGAUGGCCAGAAUGCAGGCGUGGACAGGUCAUGGCUAUGCCUCUAAGGGGUGAACAAUGUGCCCGCAUUUGAAUCCAACUCCGCCAUGCCAUUAAGCUUCUCCGCGUCUCCUGCCACCCUACAACAACUGCUGGAAACGAUCUGUUACUGUAUCGCUGCCAUGAGCUCGAAUGUAUCGAAGUUCUGGCCAGCUACGUCCCCGGAAUCUCCGGCUACACCGGCUUAUGUGGCACUUUGAGAUCUGUCAGGCUAGACAAUCACAACACUUAUCUUAACGAAAUAGCCUACGGAAAAGUGGUGUAGGCGAUUGCAAUUAGAAAUUGAAGGGUGUUGACGUGAGCGGGUGUUGGAGUGGCAGAGCUAAUUAGAUCCCGCUUAGGUACUGUACUAUUGAGGCUUC